UGUCAUCGCACAAUAGCGUCCUAUUUUUUGACAAACAAUAACAAACUCACAGAAAUCAUUGAAAUGUCGAAUUCAAUUUCGAUUCCGAGGAAAUUACCGCUGCUCCAGGUGGCUGACAAUAUUCUGCUGCCAGGGUCGUCAAUGCGAAUACCUGUCAGGAAUUUGAAGAACAUGAACAUGGUGAAAACUCAUCUCCUGGGCAGGAACACAUUGAGCAGCACGAUAAUCGGAGUGAUUCCUAGGGAGCCAUUGGAAGACUCACAGACUGAUGAACUAUCAACUCUCCACGCGAUCGGGACGGCCGCAGUCGUGGUUCAGGUGACGGGAACCAACUGGCCUAAACCAUCAUACACACUUCUUGUAACUGGUUUGUGCCGGUUUAAACUCGAACAACUUCUACAGGAAACUCCUUACGCUAUAGCGACAGUCACUCAACUUGAUAAACUAACCGAUGCAGAUGAUGAGUUGAACCAAAAUAGUGAGCUUGGACUAUUGGCAGUGAACUUCAGGGACCAGGCAGCCAAACUUGUGGACAUGCUUGAUAUCUCCAUCCCCGUUGUGUCCAAACUGAAGCGUAUGUUGGAGAGUGUACCGAGUCAACACCUCCCAGAUAUUUGUGCGGCCCUUGUAAAGGCAUCAAACACUGAGAAGAUACAGGUCCUCGAUGCUGUAGACCUUACAGACAGAUUCAAGAAGGCUCUCCCACUUCUAAUGAGGCAGAUCGAGGGUCUGAAGCUGCUGCAAAAGGCAAAGAAAGACAAGGCUAUUGAGAUACGUAUAUCGGGUAAAGAGGGUGGGAGGCCGUACAAUAUGCGGAGAAUAUUCCGGGGCAAAAUGAAGACAGAUGUGGAUGACGAGGAAAAUGAAGAAAAUGACGAGCUUAUGGACCUGGAAACCAAAAUCAAGAAUGCUGAGAUGCCAGAACACGCACACAAAGCUGCAAUGAAGGAGCUCAAACGCCUCAAGAAAAUGCCACAGCACAUGCCUGAACAGGCCAUGAUAAGGAAUUAUCUGGAACUUAUGGUGGAACUUCCGUGGUCUAAGAGCAGCACUGACUCACUUGACUUAAACCAGGCAAGAAGAGACCUUGAUACAGACCAUUUUGGCCUCGAGAAACUAAAAAAACGAGUCCUCGAAUACUUGGCUGUGCGCCAGCUGAAGAAAUCCCUUAAGGGACCAAUUCUGUGCUUUGUUGGGCCACCAGGAGUUGGGAAAACAAGUCUGGGCAAAUCCAUUGCACAUACUCUUGGACGGGAAUUUCACAGGAUUUCACUUGGUGGAGCAUGCGACCAGUCAGAUAUUCGUGGACAUAGACGGACGUACAUUGGGUCAAUGCCUGGCCGAAUCAUUCAGGGACUUAAGACAGUAGGCACAAACAAUCCGGUUUUCCUGUUAGAUGAAGUGGACAAACUGGGGAAGAGUCUGCAUGGUGACCCGGCAUCGGCCUUACUUGAGGUUCUCGACCCAGAGCAAAAUAAUUCCUUCACUGACCAUUACAUGAAUGUGCCAUUUGACCUCUCCCAGGUGAUGUUUAUAGCUACUGCCAACAACAUGGCCACCAUACCCCCUCCCCUGCUGGACAGGAUGGAGAUUAUACAGGUUCCAGGUUAUACACAGGAAGAGAAGGUCAGCAUUGCGAUGCGCCACCUCAAACCAAAACAACUACAGGAGCAUGGCCUAACGCUAGAACAACUGCAGAUUCCUGAUGAUUCCCUUAAAACUAUUAUAUCAAAAUACACUCGUGAGGCCGGGGUAAGGACGUUGGAGCGAAAGUUGGCGGCCAUUUGUCGUACCGUUGCAGUGCGCGUUCUUGAAAACAGCUCAACAGCAAAACGGGAAAAACAGAAGACACUCCAACCAGAAAAGGGCGGGGUGUCGGCAUCGAGUGAACAUCUAACGGAUGUGCUGUCUUCCCAUGAUGCAACAGCGCUCGCACAUCCUCCAGAAAUGCCAAUUGUAAUUGAUGAUACAGCUUUAGAGGAUAUACUGGGGCAACCUAUAUAUGAGAGGGAGAUCCCCGAGAGGCUUGUGCACCCUGGCGUAGCAAUCGGGCUUGCAUGGACGCCUAUGGGAGGAGAGAUAAUGUUUGUAGAGGCUUCAUGCACGGCGGGGGAGGGCGGACUGACCUUGACGGGACAGCUAGGGGACGUGAUGAAGGAGUCGGCCAGUCUUGCCCAAAACUGGGUCAAAACACAUGCCAAACAGUUAAACCUAGACGGGACAGAACUGUCAAAGAAGGACAUUCAUGUGCACUUUCCUGCCGGGGCUGUUGGCAAGGAUGGACCAUCAGCUGGCGUAACCAUAGCAACAGUUCUUGUCUCAAUGUUCAUACAGAAGUGCGUACGAUCAGACACGGCCAUGACAGGGGAAAUUACUCUAAGAGGCGUUGUCUUACCUGUUGGUGGGAUAAAGGAGAAGGUUCUAGCCGCCCACCGUGCUGGACUACGGAGAAUUAUUUUGCCCCGAAGAAAUGAGAAAGACCUACAAGAAAUUCCAAACAAUGUGAAGGCGGACCUUGUGUUUAUUCUAGUCAACGACAUUGAAGAUGUUUUGCGUGCAGCCUUUUAUGAUUUGCAAGUGCCGGUUGAUCCAUUUGUGACAAGCAAACUGUAAAAAUGGCUAUAAAUAACAGCAAAGUGAACUUGGGAUAGGGAGGCAUUAAACACUGAGCUAAAAUUUUCAGCCAAGUGACAAGCGAACUAGUGUGUUAUCUAGCAUUGGUGUUAGUGAAUCAAUCAUUAAUCAAAGUGCUUACUAAAAAUCACUUCAUGUCUAUCCUUACAUGGCAGACAUGUCAGAUGAUUUACAAAUAUAUAAAUAUAUUAAAUUGACUUUACAUGUUUCUGAUACUUCUACCAAUGGUAUACCUUACCUUUAACAUAAUUGAUAUGACUUGAAAUCAGAUAAUGACUGCUUUCAAUUAUAAUUUAUAUCUUUAUACUUAGUUUAACAAAAGAACAUCUUAAAUCUAUGUGCAUUUGUUUCUCAUUGUGUGACUAGUAAAUAAUUCCAUAUUUGUGUAUUUGUUAUGAACAGAUAUAACAAGGUGGUUUGGUUUCAUGUCAAUAUAAGUUCUGUUAUAUAAUCUGAAAUAUAAUUUAUGCAAAACAAACUUGUAAUUUUUUUUUUAUAUUUAACCGGAUUUUUAGCUAGAUUUUUCAUAAAAAAUCCAGUUUAUAGAUUGUUGAAAACUAUUGUCAUUAAAAAAAAGUUGUUUUUUUUCUAGCAUAAAUACAACAUGUUCUAUCAAAUCUUCAUGAAACUUGGUCAGAAUAUAUAGCAUGAGUAUAAAUAUUGGUCAUCUGUGGUCAAAAACUAGGUACCUAGGUCAUAUGUAAUGACAACAUUUUAUGUUAAAGAUUCUGAUUUCUAUCAUAAAUUCCGCAGUGUUUUAAAAUGAUCCAGCUUUAAUAUGAUUUCCCCAAUUAACCUCCUGUUGCAUCUUUAAGUCAGUAUUUGAAUGAAGUGAAUUUCCUAUUGGUUACUGCUGGUAAAUUCAGCAUUUGUUAAUUAUGAAAUAUAUAUAUAAUGUAAUUUGUAUGUGUUUCUCAUUGUUUUCUUGUUUUCAUGUUUAACCAACUGUGAUAAAUCUUUAUCUACAUGUACUUCAUGUUUGAUCUUUUUGUAUGCAAGUGUUUUAUGACAAACGCUUAAGUAUGGCAGUCCUGCAAAGAUGAUUUGAUGCUUCUAAACACACCAAAUUAUCUGUAAACAACAACAGUAGAACUUAAGGAUGAUAGCCUUACAGAAGUAAUGCUGACUUAUAAACUAUUGUGUUACCCUUUUAUUUAUGAAUGCAAACUACUCCUGCAUUUCAUGUUAUAUUUGGCAGAUUGUAGAAUGAAAAAUGAUGACACUUAAUGAUCUUGACAUUACAUUUAAAAGUUUCUCUAUAUAGCUCAAAAUAGUGAUGGACAGGGCCGGUUCUCGUAAAACAUCUCAAGACGUUUACAUAUCUCAUUGGUAUUAUAAUAUAAUUUCUUGAUAACUACUGUUUUUUUCAUCAACCUUAUUUAAAAUUUUCAUAUAUAUGCUAAUGCUCAGACAAAAUGAACCUUUUAGAGCAAUGCAGCAUGAAAAUGUUUUAUUUGUUCCAUAUAUGUGUAUAUGUAAAAUUAUGUAAAAGUUAAUAAAAAUAAAUGAUUUAAACU
This is a messenger RNA of Mya arenaria, 4151 nucleotides long. RefSeq names its product lon protease homolog 2, peroxisomal-like. The transcript has 19 exons. NCBI's taxonomy places the organism in Eukaryota, Metazoa, Mollusca, Bivalvia, Myida, Myidae. The record is from RefSeq and is a predicted model, not a curated record. Gene Ontology annotation, cellular component: peroxisomal matrix. The coding region runs from base 64 to 2613 and encodes 849 amino acids. Gene Ontology annotation, molecular function: ATP binding; ATP hydrolysis activity; ATP-dependent peptidase activity. Gene Ontology annotation, biological process: protein processing; protein catabolic process; protein targeting to peroxisome.